UCCCGCUCUGUCGUGUUUCAUUUAUGUUAACGGGCUAAUGCCGGUGUACUUUAGUCUGCUGGAUUACUUACAAGUACACCCUUUUUUUUUCUUUUUUCUUUUUUUUUUUUUUUUUUCGUGUCGAGACUUCCCAUCUCGAAAUUCACCUCUUAGGUGGUCGACUCGUUUCCCACUCCCCCUUUUCCUUCCCCCCUUCCCUUAUUCCUCUUUUUUUCUUUUUCUUUACCACACAUUUCUUUUCUUUCAUCCUUUCUUCUUUAUCAAAUCCAUCAUAUCUCUACGGAUAAAGAACCUAUCUCAUUCUUUAUCCUCCGUGGCCACGAGGUCGUACGACCGCUUUGCGUCUGGUCUCCUUGUCAUAGUCAAUUCUUGCGUCGGACUCAAUCCUUGCCCACUCAUUUCGCAACACAUCAGCCCAUUAUCAAUUCAAAAAGGGGGUCCCAGUUAGGCAUCUAGCCGUUUUUAUUUCUUUUUGUGGGGACCUCUCGAUCUUUCAGCUGAUCUUGAACCUCACUCCCCCCCCUUUGUCGCCUCCAUAUCCGCAUCCAAUUCUUCGAGCACGUUGGGCAUCAACACCAUCGAUCAGAAAUCGAAACCCUCCCUCUACUGGCGGAGUACAAGGAUCUGGUCGAGGGAUUUUCCCUGUCAACGCGCAUUUCCGCUGCAAUCCCGGAGCGACAACGCUUCCAUUCACCCUAUUCAGUCAAGUUGGCGGGCCUUCGCUACAACCAGUCCUCUUUCCUCCACCCUCUUCUGGGC
Molecule: messenger RNA, 759 nt
Organism: Aspergillus steynii IBT 23096
Lineage: Eukaryota; Fungi; Ascomycota; Eurotiomycetes; Eurotiales; Aspergillaceae
Exons: 1
Coding region: 38-448 (136 amino acids)
Source: RefSeq, a predicted model, not a curated record